Adineta steineri is the source of this 341-nucleotide messenger RNA. Lineage: Eukaryota; Metazoa; Rotifera; Eurotatoria; Adinetida; Adinetidae. The record is from the annotation of a GenBank genome assembly.
UACUCUAUGAUAUAGCAUCGUAUUCAUCAUUUGAAAAUAUUUCAUCUUGGUUAAGUGAAAUAAAAGAAUCAGCUCAUAAUGAUGUUAUUAUAAUGUUAAUUGGUAAUAAAGUCGAUAAAUCUCAACGUGUUAUAUCACGUGAAACUGGUGAACGUUUAGCAAGAGAUUUUCAAAUAAGUUUUCUUGAAACAUCCGCUAAAACAGGUCAAAAUGUUGAAUUAGCUUUUAUGGCAACAGCACAAGCUUUACUUGACAAAAAAAUCCAUGAAAAUAAUGCUAAUAUAUCAUUAAAUGAUCUUGUUAAAACGACUAAUACUGAAACAAAUUAUUCAUGUUGUUAA